This is a messenger RNA of Chrysoperla carnea, 1138 nucleotides long. Its product is annotated as ribosome biogenesis regulatory protein homolog. Gene Ontology annotation, biological process: endonucleolytic cleavage in ITS1 to separate SSU-rRNA from 5.8S rRNA and LSU-rRNA from tricistronic rRNA transcript (SSU-rRNA, 5.8S rRNA, LSU-rRNA); ribosome biogenesis; ribosomal large subunit export from nucleus. Bases 68 to 1120 code for a protein of 350 amino acids. The transcript has 4 exons. The record is from RefSeq and is a predicted model, not a curated record. Lineage: Eukaryota; Metazoa; Arthropoda; Insecta; Neuroptera; Chrysopidae. Gene Ontology annotation, molecular function: protein binding. Gene Ontology annotation, cellular component: preribosome, large subunit precursor; nucleolus; nucleus.
ACUUGUCAACCGUGCACGUGGUUGAAAUAUUUAUUAUUAAGGUUAUGAAAAAUUAAAAGCCUGAAACAUGAAUAACAUAGUUGAGGAAGUAUUGGAAAAAACAUCGCGAGAAACAGCAGAAAAAAAUAAAUCAAUUACAGUUGAAAAACAUUUAGAUCUAGAAUUAGAUUUAGGUACAUUAUUAGCUGUUGAUAUAAAUGAUUUGAAUGAAAAAGAAUUGAGGACCAAGCCUCAGAAAUAUUUACAAAAUUUGACUCGUGAUAAUACACAGAUAUUAUUAAACGCAAUAUGGGAAUUGCCCACAGAACGUGUUGAAGAAACAAUAGUUGCAAAAUUACCUAAACCAACAACCAGAUUACCUAGAUCAAAGUGUAUUCCGAAACCUAGGGCACCUACUAAAUGGGAAAAAUUCGCUAAAGAAAAAGGAAUACAGAAAAAGAAAAAAGCCAAUUUGUCGUGGGAUGAACAAUUACAAAAAUGGGUUCCAAAUUAUGGAUAUAAGCGAGCGGCUGCAGAAAAAGAAAAGGAUUGGGUUAUUGAAGUACCACAAAAUGUCGACCCCAACACUGAUAUGUUUUCAACAAAAACUACUGCAAAAACAGAACGUGUUGCCAAAAAUGAACUACAACGAUUAAGAAAUAUUGCAAAACAUAAAGGUGUGAAAGUUCCACGUAUGGGAAUUACUAGCAGUGAUAAACUUAGUUCGAAUCAGUUAUUAACAGCAAGUACAAUUGCAAAAGCAUCUACAGCGUCUCUAGGUAAAUUCCAGCCCAAAUUACCUAAAGAAAAAGAAGUUCGUGGCAAAGGUAUUGCUGAAAUAACUCCUGGCGUUGGAAAAAAACGCAAAGCCCAACAUCUUUCUCCAUCAGCAGAAAAAGAAAAGAAUUUAGCUACUGUGACUGCAUUAUUGAACAAACGUCCAACUAUUGAUAUUGAAAAGGCUGUAAAUAAACAAAUAUUUCAAGAACAGACUGAGAACUCUGAAAGUAAUCAAGGAAAGAAAUUUAAAAAUAAAGGCAAUAAAAAGAGUAAUAAAAAAGGAAAAGGAGCAGGAAAACCUGCAGCAGGAAAAGGGAAAAGAAACCCCAAUAAACGAACGUUGGGAAGGAAACGACGUUAACUGUUUUUUAUUAUUAUA